CCGGGUUUUUAUUCAAAUGCAGCAGCUGAUCGCCCAAAAGAACAGACUACUCGACCAUUGUCAACGUAAAAUUUGCGCUUUAGUAAAUACUAUGAAACAUUGUUGAACAUUUAAAUGUAACAUAAAUUAUUAUAUUGGUAGGUGACCCGAGGAGAGAUACAGUACAUUAUCGUGGGCUUUGGAGCGUGAUUAAAUUUGAUAAGCAAACAUUUUCAUUUGUAUUGAAAAUGGCGGAAGUAGCCACACAAAUUUCUGAAACUGGACUUUUGAUAGCAAAUGAUAAACCCGUGAAAAUGUACAUCACAGAUUAUAAUUGUAAAUUAAACAAUAUCGCACAACCAUCAUUCAUUAAUGGAUGUCAAUUGAAAAGAGACGACAACAAAGAAAACGAAGGAAAUCGUGAGCACAUGGUGCAGGGUCAAAUGCCACCAACAUACCAGUUUGCUGCUCAACCAGGGCUUACGCAAGUAAGCCUUGCCCAAGCUGGUUUAACACAAGCUGGACUAACACAAGCUGGCCUAACACAAGCUGGCCUAACCCAAGCUGGCCUACAUGUAGCUCAAGCCGGACUUACCCAAGCUGGACUUGCCCAAGCUGGUCUUGCCCAGGCAGGUUUAACACAACCUGGUCUGACAGAAGCAGGUUUACAGGAUUAUACCCAAGUAGUCGUUAGUCAGGGUACCAUGCCAGUUGCUUCAUCAGAAGGCACAUCACCUUUAAAAACAGAACAAUCAACAUUUACCACGACUGCCGUCACUCCCAAUGGUGGGAUUGAACAGCAGACGGUAAGAGCCAGGUCGAUAAAUGGGCAGCCGUUGAAUAUAUUGAUGCCAACAUCUCACUAUGAAGAAAUGCAGCUUGGAAUUGGACAGCAAACAGAUUUAGAGAGUGGAGAAGCUUUAUCACCAGAUUCUGCCAACCAAUCAACAUCUUCAGCAUCACAGGGGAAUGGCCAGGGACCUAAACGUCUCCAUGUGUCAAAUAUCCCAUUUAGAUUUAGAGAAGCAGAUUUAAAAAGUUUAUUAGGGCAGUUUGGUAAAAUAAUAGACGUGGAAAUUAUAUUUAACGAGAGGGGAUCCAAGGGAUUUGGUUUUGUAACUUUCGAAAGUAGCGCAGAAGCAGACAGAGCACGAGAGAAAAUGAACGGCACUGUGGUUGAGGGACGAAAGAUUGAGGUUAACAAUGCCACUGCCCGAGUCUUGACCAAAAAAUCAGUUGCUGCACCCACAAUCCCAAAUGCUGCUGCACUCCGGGGAGUAGCAUUAACGAGAGGGAGGGCUGCAGCAGCAGCAAUAGCCAAUCGAGGGGUUUAUAGUGCUGCGGCACUAGCUGCUGCUGCCGCCGUGCGGCCACAACAAUUAGCAACAGCUGCCACAGCAUUACCUUUUGCUGGAGGACUUAUUCAAGAUCCAUAUUUGGCAGCCACAUACGCACAAGCAGCUGAAAGAGGGUACCAGAUAAUAUCUACACAGCCCUACCCAAUGGGUGCAAGGAUAGCUAUCCCACAAAUGGCAACAGCUCAAAUGUUAGGAGGAAAUACAUAUACUGCAGCUUCAAUACCUGGAUUGACAGGCAGAGAAUAUGCAGAUCCAUAUUUGGGACACAGUAUUGGACCAGUAGCAGGUUAUGGGGCAACAGUGUAUCGAGGAGCAUACCAGCGAUUUGCUCCUUACUGAUAAGGCUCGUCAUAUGAAGAGGAUAUUCUGUGGUGAUUUUUACAGUAUUGUUAAUGGACAGCCAUUAUACAGAGAAGUGCAAUGCUAAUAUUUCAGUGCUGAAUUGGUGCUUUCUGCAAUUGUUUAACUUAUUUAUUGAAGAAACUUGAAGCACUGUUGAGAUUCUCAUAUGCUGCCAAUGUUAUAUUUCACCUUCCAUUUUGUAUUUGUGAUUCUGUGUAGAUAUCGGGACAUGCAGAGAAAUUGAGAACAACAGCUACAUUAAUUACCAAGUACAAAUGUGGUGUAAUAAAUAAUAAUGUGCUGAAUGAAGACCCUACGCAAUUUAAUGAUUCAGUAAAACUACGCAGCUUUUGAACUGUUUUGUUCUUUAGAAAGCAUACAUUUGAUACUUUAUAUUUUUUGUAACUUUUAUGUUAUAGUUUCUAAUUCAAAAUUUGGCUCCAAAAAAGGAGUUGUUGAACUUAAUUGUUUUCCAGUUAUUUACAUAGAAUCGCAAAAUAUACUACCCAUGCCACAGAAUUAAUAUUUGAGUCAUAAUGACACUGUAUAAAAAUACUCAUGUGGUGAGCUUUAUUUUGAACAAAUGUCUAGUCAAUUUUCACAAUGUUACCUCAUCCAUGAAUUAUAUUGAUGUGUUUCAAUUCUCAGUAAUUUCACAACUGCCUGUAUCCUUUGAUUCUAGUCUACAACCAUUGAUAAAACAACUGAGGGCAGUGAUGAUUCAUAAAGUCACGAGAGGAUAGUUUUAUCACUGUUGAAACAUUUGGACAUUAUUCAUAUUGUAAGUAAUAUAGGAACUCAUUUUUAUGCCCCAAUCCCCCAUCUUGGAUUGCUUACUUUUCAUUUUUAGUAGUUGAUUAGAUCAAUUGAGUGCACUGAAUAUUCAUUGCUUGCUGUCAUUUCCUUAAGCUUAAUGAAAUUACUGAGAAUUGAAAUGAUGGCAGCUGAGGGAGGAGCUAGCCAUAUUUUAAGACUUUUGUCACAAGGUAUCAAAUGAAACAGAUUUGUCUUCCAUCAUGGUGUUGUUCAGGUCGAAUGAUGGUUACAAUAAAAUAUUGAUAAUUAGUCACCUAGUCUUUGUCAGCUUACUGUGAAGUCUGUGAUGUGUCUUAUAUUCAAUUUACAAGCUAGAAUAUUUUUUUUAAAACUUGAAAAAUCAAUUUGAAAUUUUGAAUAGAGAAAUUAUUGGAUAUGGAAUUAAUUGAAUUAAAAUGAUGGAUUCUUUAAAAAUGAUAAAAUUUUGUUGUAGUUUGAAAACCUUUCAUUAUGAUAUGAAUCUAUUUUGAUUCAAAGCAAAGUAUGAAAAUAAAUCAUAUUGUUUUAUAGCUGCUUAUAUUUGGUUAACAAGAACAUCACAUUUCACACUUUGUUGACAGUUUGUUUUCAAAAGUCACUGGUAGAUUUGAUCUGAUCUAGGUCAUAUAGGUGCUUUAUUUUACCAUAUUUAUUGUGCAAUUUAUUUUUUUAUGUUGUUCUAUUUUUCAUUAUAACUUUUUUUGUUUAGAUAUACUGUACCUUUAUGAAAAGGUAUAUUAUAAUGUUUGAAAUGUGGGUUUGGAAGAAUUCUCAAAGUACUGAGGAGGUAGAAGUCAUACUUCAUUUUGUUGAAAUUAAAUUCAUUAAUUCUUCCAAUGAGAGAAUGAGAUUUUUUCUUUGUGAGUUUGUAUGAUGAAUAAAUGUUCUGAGAUGUAUAUGUAUAAAUGGUUUGUUAAUCUGUGAUGUCUGAGUAUUAUAAAGUGAAAGCUAGUCUCUUAAUCGUUCAAAUGUUGAAAAAUCAUAAUUUAAAAAAUUGUUCACUUUAAAGUUAAUAUUUAACAUGUUAAUGAACUUGCCAAAAUGCUCUUGCCCUUAUAUUAUUGGUUAUUGAUUUUUUUGUGUCAUAGUUCAUGAAUCUCCCCAGGGUUCAGGAAGUGCUACUAAGGGUCCAUAACAGACAGUUUCAGUAUUCUUACUUCACAGUUUUACAUUGAUGAAAACAACAUUUAAGAGUUCUACCACAUUUUGAAUUAUUUGGUAUUUUCCAAUUAUGUGGAGAACAGGUUGUCAUUAAAUAUAAAUAGAUAAAAAGAUUAUUUGGUGUUCUAUAAUAACAUGGUGAAUAGAUAUAAAUAAAUAAAAUUAUUUGGAAUGUUUUAAUUACGUGGUGACUAUAUAUAAUAAAAAUAUAACAAAGGAACCACUUUAAUAGUACAACUUAAGGCAUUUUUUAAAAAUUUUCAGACCAUGCAAAAACAGUUUAAAGUUACUUUACACAAUUUUUUUGCUCAGGCUUCAGUAAAAAAUCCAAAACUUUUUUAUAGGGAAAAAUAAAAGACUCAGGGAUGAUGGACUUUUAAUUUAGAAAAAAGCAUUGCAUGUCAUAUUAAAAAUGAUAAUUAGCAAUUUUUUGUUUUUUUGGCAUAAUACAAAAGAAAUGUGCAAUACAGUCUAAAUACGCAAUUAUCUUACUACAGAUCCUUAUUUAUUUUAUAGGUUCCUCUUUUAAAAUAUCCUGUUUAUUUAGUAGCUUUCAAGAAUUUACAAAAUAGAAAACAAAUUUUGUUUAAAACGAACGCAAUUGUAGGUACUUCCUUUAACAGCAUUUCUUGUCUUUUUACAGCCUUCCCUCGAUCUGAUAUUAUUUGUUUUUAAAUGCAAUCUCUUGUUUUUUGGGAUGAUUUAUAUUUUACUUGUAUGUACUUCCAGUUUCAUAAUGUUGUUGGAUUUAUUUUUACAUAUGUUGUUUAUAGAGCUACACUUAACAAGGUCAUUUGACUCUUGGAAGUAUUGUUCAAAUUUUUAUUGAUAAUCAAAAUAUUAUCUGCAAAUGUCAAAAUACAGCAAAAUUUUUAACAUAAUUAAAAAUGUUUUUGAGUUGUUCAUUUCCCUUCCCUCACACGCAAUUUAUCCCAAAGAUGCAAAAAAAUGUAAAUAAACAGAAACACAUAUGUAGCCACCUCACAAACAGAUAAGUGCUAGUUAGCAAGCCCCAAUUCAUUAACUCCUCAUUAUAUAUAUAUAUACUUUGUGUGAAUGUAUGUUGCUUUUUUUUCCUAAUUUUUGUCAUGUCCUUUCAUAAUAGUCUAAUAUCCGUUUUGUCUCUUUUUAUUAACUUUAUUGAUGUCUUGUUGUGGCAGCAGACAACCGAUGCUGCUGCCCCCUGUGUACUUACAGGCAUGUCCAGGGGCAUGAUGGGAUUGAGCAUGAAUAAAGGAAUGAUUACAGUGAGAUUUAAUAAGCAUGUUAUUAUGAAUGUAUGAUUGUGCUUCUAUCCCUAUACCUGAGAACUGAUCUUUCUCUGGCAUGAAAUCUUUUUAACUUAACCUUCGCAUAUUUAGACGUGAGAUAGUUAUUCUCUGUAGCUAUGAAAUAACCAGAAUUUAGAUGUAACAUUCCAACACUUUAUUUUCCAUUGUAUGUUUACUUCUUUAUAUAACUUUCUUUAUAGGACAUGUGUGUUUUCUCUCUUGUAUUUGAAAUUCAUUUUGUGUCUUUUUUGUGUAAAUUUAUCAGUUUAUUGUUUAGUUUAUAUAUGUAGUAUUUAUUGAUGAUUGAUGUUUAUGUAAUAUAAGAAAUUGACUAACUUUUUACACUAUGUUUAAAAAUGCUAUUGAGAGUUCAAAAUCGGAUUAAGUGUUCCAACAGUAUGAUUCAACACUUUUGUAUAUCAUCUGUAAUUAGUUUUCCCACUGAAGGUCUGCGGUUUUCCCUUGGUACUCUUGGCUUCCUCCACAAUAUAUGAUAUAGCUAAGUGUGCUGAAAGUAGAAAGUGGCAUUAAACACCAUCAAUAAACUAUCUAUAAUUGAUUAGAUUUGUUCCUUUGAGCUUGAUAAAAUACAAGCACAUCUGCCAAUAAAUUGCCAUCAAUAGAAAAACUUGUAGGCUUAAGGGGAGAUUACUAGUAAGAAAUACAACUACGCAUGAUGAGCUGUAAUCAAAUAUUUGAACUGUCAAUUGUAUUUUUAUACACAGUGUAACUUAUAUCAAGAGUGUUGAAUUCUUUUUAUCAAGAAAUGGAAGUCACAACAAGUCAGCAUUAUCUUUUUAGUUGAUAAAUUUCCAGGUGAUUUUGAAAUUUGAAAUACACUCAUUAAAUUUUAUAAAUGCAAUAAGUUAUAGCUUUUAGUUUACUUGUAUAUGAUAUUUAAUGUAUUAGUUAACUAGUUAGUUUUCAACAAAAAAAAUUAAUGGCUAAAGGAAGUUAAAGAAAAUGACAAUAAAUUUGCUUGUAAAGUAUAAAUAUGAUUUGAGUACUUCACACAUUUAACCAGUUUGAUGGAAUUUUAAGAACAAAUAAUUUUCCAAUUUUUUUUUUUUUCGUUUCAAAAUUUUUACAGUAAGCGUUUCUUGAUGAAAGAAAUUAAUAUUGACAAAUCUUGAUAUAAUGAGUGGAGUUGCCUCAGAGCCCUGCAUGAAUGGAAUACAUACAGGAAUAAUAUUGAGGGCAUUUUUUCUUGCAUUUUGUUAAUAUUGAUAUUAUAGUACACACAAGCUUCAAGUUAAUUGAUCCACACACUUAUAUAUUGUAAUACAGAUAUGAUUUAGAGCUUCUUUCGUGCACUAUGGAUAUUCUGUAUAUGUAUAUACAUAUAUAUUUAACCUCUUUGCCACCUUUUGAACAGUUUUUGUGUCUAACAACAUUGUGUGUGACCUUGAUUUUUUUCCAGAUGCAAAUAAACUGUCAUUAUGUGUAUUUA
This is a messenger RNA of Mytilus californianus (California mussel), 6356 nucleotides long. Its product is annotated as RNA binding protein fox-1 homolog 1-like. Bases 228 to 1676 code for a protein of 482 amino acids. Gene Ontology annotation, biological process: nervous system development; regulation of alternative mRNA splicing, via spliceosome. Gene Ontology annotation, cellular component: cytoplasm; nucleus. The transcript is spliced from 12 exons. Lineage: Eukaryota; Metazoa; Mollusca; Bivalvia; Mytilida; Mytilidae. The record is from RefSeq and is a predicted model, not a curated record. Gene Ontology annotation, molecular function: mRNA binding.